This is a messenger RNA of Prunus armeniaca (apricot), 216 nucleotides long. Lineage: Eukaryota; Viridiplantae; Streptophyta; Magnoliopsida; Rosales; Rosaceae. The record is from the annotation of a GenBank genome assembly.
AUGAUUAAGAGAACUGGACUGAAGAGUAUGAAGAAGAAUAGGUGGAAUACAGAGGAGAACGAGAUGAAGAAACUCAAGCUUUCAGUGCAGAAUUGGAGAGCUUGUUGCAGGGUGAUUUGGGCAUCAAUAUGGUGUUUCUCUUGUCAGAGAAGUUUAGAGCAGCAGAAGGACAAAAAGAAAUAUGGAGGGGGAUGUAGUAUCCCAAGAAAGCUUUGA